This is a messenger RNA of Carlito syrichta (Philippine tarsier), 2667 nucleotides long. RefSeq names its product DENN domain containing 1B (gene DENND1B). The transcript has 15 exons. The coding region runs from base 92 to 1834 and encodes 580 amino acids. Gene Ontology annotation, molecular function: phosphatidylinositol phosphate binding; guanyl-nucleotide exchange factor activity. Gene Ontology annotation, cellular component: cytosol; intracellular membrane-bounded organelle; nuclear speck. The record is from RefSeq and is a predicted model, not a curated record. NCBI's taxonomy places the organism in Eukaryota, Metazoa, Chordata, Mammalia, Primates, Tarsiidae. Gene Ontology annotation, biological process: T cell receptor signaling pathway; endocytosis; endocytic recycling.
CUGCUUUGUUGCCCCUGAUGUAACUGGCCUCCCAACAAUACCCGAGAGUAGAAAUCUUACAGAAUAUUUUGUUGCUGUGGAUGUGAACAAUAUGCUGCAACUGUAUGCCAGUAUGCUACAUGAAAGGCGCAUCGUUAUUACCUCUAGCAAAUUAAGCACUUUAACUGCCUGUCUCCAUGGAUCAGCUGCUCUACUGUACCCAAUGUACUGGCAACACAUAUACAUCCCAGUGCUUCCUCCACAUCUGCUUGACUACUGCUGUGCCCCAAUGCCAUACCUGAUUGGAAUACACUCCAGCCUCAUAGAGAAAGUGAAAAAUAAAUCACUGGAAGACGUGGUUAUGUUAAAUGUUGAUACAAACACUUUAGAAUCACCGUUUAAUGACUUGAACAAUCUACCAGGUGAUGUGGUCUCGGCCUUGAAAAAUAAACUGAAGAAGCAGUCUACAGCUACGGGUGAUGGAGUAGCUAGGGCCUUUCUCAGGGCACAGGCUGCUUUGUUUGGAUCCUACAGAGAUGCACUGAGAUACAAACCUGGUGAACCCAUCACUUUCUGUGAGGAGAGCUUUGUAAAGCACCGCUCAAAUGUGAUGAAACAGUUCUUGGAAACUGCAAUUAACCUUCAACUUUUUAAGCAGUUUAUUGAUGGUCGACUGGCAAAACUAAAUGCAGGAAGAGGUUUCUCUGAUGUAUUUGAAGAAGAAAUCACUUCAGGGGGCUUUUGUGGAGGGAACCCAAAGUCAUAUCAACAAUGGGUGCACACAGUCAAGAAAGGAGGUGCACUUUUCAACACAGCAAUGACUAAAGCAACUCCUGCUGUACGGACAGCUUAUAAAUUUGCAAAAAAUCAUGCCAAGCUGGGACUAAAGGAAGUAAAGAGUAAGCUAAAACACAAGGAAAAUGAAAAUUAUGGGACUUGUUCUGGUUCUGUACAGUAUACUCCAGUUUACACAUUACACAACGAAAAGGGAGGAAAUCUAGAAAAGCGUAAGCUUGCUCAGGCACGCUUAAAAAGACCUCUUAAGAGUCUUGAUGGUGCUCUAUAUGAUGAUGAGGAUGAUGACAUUGAAAGAGCAAGCAAAUUGUCUUCUGAAGAUGGUGAAGAAGCUUCUGCUUAUUUUUAUGAAAGUGAUGACUCUGUUGAAACAAAAGUAAAGACUCCUUACUCAGGUGAAAUGGAUUUAUUAGGAGAGAUCCUUGAUACAUUGAGCACACACAGCUCAGAUCAAGGAAAGCUGGCUGCUGCAAAGAGCUUGGAUUUCUUUAGAUCAAUGGAUGAUAUUGAUUACAAACCUACGAAUAAAUCUAAUGCUCCUAGUGAAAAUAACCUGGCCCUCCUUUGUGGUGGUUCUGGUGACCAGGCUGAGUGGAAUCUUGGACAGGAUGACAGUGCUCUCCAUGGCAAGCACCUCCCUCCAUCUCCCAGGAAGCGGGUUUCCUCUAGUGGUUUGACAGAUUCUCUGUUUAUCCUUAAAGAGGAAAGCAGUGACAAAUGCCUCAGUGCUGACAAUGUGAGUGACCCUACUGUCGUAGAAAAGCCAGCUACUACUUCAGGACUGGAUUUCCAACCAGCUUCCCUUGAAGUUUCUCUGACUGAUAAAGGAAGGCCAGAAAAGAAGGAAACACUAAGUCAGAUUUCAGAUGAUCUGCUUAUACCCAGCCUUGGGCGACAUCCAUCUACCUUUGUUCCUUGGGAGAAAGAAGGGAAGGAAGCCAAAGAGACUUCGGAAGAUAUAGGACUGCUCCAUGAAGUAGUGUCAUUGUGUCACAUGACAUCUGACUUUCAACAAAGCUUAAACAUUUCAGAAGAAAACAUAAGUGGGAACCAAGCUUAAAUCUUGUGUCCAAGCGUCUAUGGAGACAUUCUGGGAUUCCAUGUCAUCUGUAUAAUAAAUAAAAUUAUUUGUAGGAGUGACAACUCUUACUACUAUUUAAUUUUUUUUUUUUUUUUUGCAUUUGGAGCAUACAUUUCCCCCACUUGUUCUUUUUAUGGAUGUAUGUUAUCCAUUGAUUUUAAAAUAUAAAGCAAAUUCUUAUAUUGUGUUCUUAAAUCAGGUACUAGUUUACAUGUAUGUUAAAAGUAUAUAUUGAACAUAUGAUCUCCCAGUAUUUGGUGCUUGAUGCCAUUCAUUCUAUUUAAACUAAAUAUGCGUUUAUACCCACUCACAUAACCAGUAGCUACUAUACUAAUCUGGUUGAGCAUGAGCUGAUCAAAACCUAUUAAAACUAACCUGAAACUGAUAAAACUGUUAACCCACUGAUUGCCUUAAUCUUAAAACUGUAUUAAGCCUACUUAAAUCAUGUAUGAAAUUACAUGUAAAGUUUGAAGGAUAAGUUAUUAGUGUUCUGGAGAGCAACAAUGCCUUUUUCUAUUCAUCAAAUCAAGGUCAAUAUUCAGUUUUUUCAAGAUUGAAAAACUCCCCUGUGGAGAUACCUAAUUUGCUUAUAUAAGGGCACUGUAGCCACAUUUUCAAAAAAAAGUAUAAAUGUAUAUGUUUACCUUUCAUUCAUUGAAAUACAUGAAGUGCUGAACUUAUAAUGUAAAGUUAAUGACUUUGGUUUACAAAUGAGACACUAUAAAAAAUGUUCACAGUCUCUCUGUGUAUGCCUUUGCUAUUUAGGGGUCUACCCAAGAAAGCCAAAUACAACAUAAACUGUCCUGAUAAAA